UCCAUACAGUGAUCUGCCUCCGUAAGCGCUUGUGGGACAGCCAGACGGGGCAGGUGGGGGGGUUCCACCUGCUGAAUGAACGCGGUCAGUAUUGGGGAGUACCAUGGGCUGCGGGUGGGCUCGGCCCUGCUCAGUAUUGUAGCAGGUUGUAUCAUCAUUGGCGUGUCAAAGGACUGUGAUGCAGAUGCUGUAGGAGGCAUUUUCCUCGGGGCAGGGGGGCUUGGUCUCCUCAUUUCCAUCUACCCGUUUAUAAGAGCAUGGCUCAACUUCCAUCACAUACUGCCCAACAUAGGCAACUUCAGAGUGCACCCAAUGGCUACAAAUUUAAAUCCGGCCCCUGAACAGCCGGCCACACUCACACGAGAGGGGACUCAAAGCCAACUUAAUGUAGAACGUUCGAAGAGCCGGAUGGGGACAUUUGUGGAGACAGCAGCUCCUACAGCAGCCGAAGGCUCACAGGAUGAUGGGCCUUCUGCAGACAUUCCAGAUAUCUUGGGCAGGCGAAAGUUUAAGUCGCCAUCUUCUGAUCAAGACCCUUCAUAAUGGCUGGAUCCGAAUGGAGUCUCAUUAAAGAGCAAACAGUAUUCAUUACACAAUAACCAAGGCUGAUCUCUGCUUACAUCUCAUUACUGUAUCCUAUCUUAUUUCAUUCAUUCAUAAAAGGUGUCUGCUCUAAUACUAAAUAAUGUUUGAUAAAAGCAAUGAGCAAGCUGAAAAUAACCAAUUGAAGGUCAAGAAAAAACAUGUGCUUAAAGUGAUAGUUCACCCAUAAAAAUGAAACUUCUGUCAUCAUUUUUUCACCCUCUUGUUGAUCAAAACCUGUAUCAACCUGUAGAUACUUUGAAGAAUGUUUCAGCUGGUUUUGCCCAUACAAUGAAAGUCAAUAGCUGC
This is a messenger RNA of Megalobrama amblycephala (Wuchang bream), 891 nucleotides long. It is a transcript of the gene kncn, whose product is annotated as kinocilin. Bases 76 to 543 code for a protein of 155 amino acids. Lineage: Eukaryota; Metazoa; Chordata; Actinopteri; Cypriniformes; Xenocyprididae. The transcript has 5 exons. The record is from RefSeq and is a predicted model, not a curated record.